AUGAGUUCACCUGGGUCUGACGAGACGAGAAAUGAGCCCGGAGAAGCUCCAAUAUGGCAUCCCGCACGAGAAUGGCUUGAAGAAGACGAGGGGGACGAGGACGACCUUGACUAUACGGUCCCAUCUACCACGAUGGAGACCGAAGACGAUUGGGAGGAUGAUGAUGAUAAACCCCCCCAUAUCACCAUCGACAAUAUCCAAUUCGAACUGACGCGCGACGAUCUCGAGGAAGCUGGGGGCGCGCACCCACGCAUCCCAGCCGCACAAUUAUUCGAGUUACUCGCGUCGAGUGGUCUACAGCAUAUUCUUCGUUCAAACGGAUGGUCAACCAAUAUCGUCGGAGAUGACGGCGAUGACGAAAGUGACGACGAUUUUGAUGCAUCAUUCAUUCGCAGGCCCAGGCCACGGAGAACAGGUGGUGCAGACAACUUCCCGAAAGUCCCCAGUGAUGAGGGGACGGAAUUGAUGGGAGCGGGUCAGUUUGGGACGAAUCCAUACUACGUCGAUCGGCUUAAGAAGCGCAAGGGAGUGUUCGCUAAGAAUCUCAUGUGGCGCGAGCUCGGAAUUGAGUCUCGUGGAUUGCGCAACAGAGCCAGUCAAUCCUUAUCCCAGCAAUUGAUACCAGGAUCGGUGGCAGACAAGAUCAUUCACUACGACGCACGAAGUUAUUCCGGUCAAUUUUCCGAUGAUGGGAAUUUCUUCUUCUCAUGCGCGCAGGAUUUCAAAGUCCGGAUGUACGAUACAUCCAACCCUUACGAGUGGAAAUAUUAUAAGACUGUCGACUAUCCCUUCGGGCAAUGGACAAUCACCGAUGCAACUCUGAGUCCCGAUAACCGUUUUUUGGUCUACAGCUCAAUAAGAAGCCAGGCUUAUCUAGCGACCACAGAUCCCGAGGAUGAUUCUGAUCCAUCAGUACUGGACUUUUCUCUUCCUCCGGGUCAACGACGACGAAGCAUGGGCAGCUCUCACUUUGGAAUCUGGUCCCUUAGAUUUUCUGGGGAUGGACGAGAGGUUGUUGCGGGCACGUCAGAAAACUCAGUAGUUGUGUACGAUAUCGAAACAAAACAGCCGGUCCUUAAUCUGCAAGAUCGGCAUCAAGACCAUGUCAACGCAGUGUGUUACGGUGACACCUCUUCGCCACAUUUACUCUAUUCUGGAUCUGAUGACACAACGCUCCGAGUCUGGGAUCGACGAUCCAUGGCCGACGGUCGUGAAGCCGGCGCCUUCAUGGGCCACACCGAGGGUUUGACCUAUGUGGAUAGCAAAGGAGAUGGUCGGUAUAUCAUUUCCAACGGAAAGGAUCAAACGAUGAAAUUAUGGGACCUGCGUAAGAUGAUGACCACCGCUGACUUUGACCGGAUCGACCCUAAUCAUUACACCACUGGAUUUGACUACCGCUUCGAGUCCUAUCCCGACGAAUACUAUGAACCUCACGAACAUGAUUGUUCGGUGGUCACUUUCCGCGGCCACCGUGUUCUGAAAACACUAAUUCGUUGUCACUUUUCGCCGCCUGACAGCACGAAUUCGCGCUACGUGUACAGUGGCAGCGAAGAUGGAAAAGUUUACGUGUAUAAUAUGGAUGCCACGCUGGCCGGGACCAUCGAUGUUGGGUCAGCUACUGUGAAUUCCCGACCCCGUGAGCCGGAUGUCUUCGCUUCUUAUGAUAUGGGCGGCGAGAUGAUAUGGCGGACGUGUGUACGAGAUGCCAGCUGGCACCCGAAUGCCCCUGUACUUGCAGCAACAUCAUGGAACGGAUGGGGACUGUCGAGUGGUACCUGCACAGUACACAGUUGGAACAAUGGUGCGAAGGACGAUGAAGGCGACCCGCCAAUUGGGAGAAGCUACGACGACAAAUUGCGAGAUGUACCGGAGUUCAACCACUUCCGCGAGCACGCGCCCCCACCUCGAAGACGUCCGGUGCGGAGUCGACCAGUGCGGCGACGAUUCUUCGAUGAAGAUGAGACUUGGUGA
Molecule: messenger RNA, 1971 nt
Organism: Penicillium manginii
Lineage: Eukaryota; Fungi; Ascomycota; Eurotiomycetes; Eurotiales; Aspergillaceae
Product: WD40 repeat domain-containing protein
Exons: 6
Coding region: 1-1971 (656 amino acids)
Biological process (GO): proteasome-mediated ubiquitin-dependent protein catabolic process
Cellular component (GO): Cul4-RING E3 ubiquitin ligase complex
Molecular function (GO): protein binding
Source: RefSeq, a predicted model, not a curated record